Molecule: messenger RNA, 1185 nt
Organism: Candida tropicalis MYA-3404
Lineage: Eukaryota; Fungi; Ascomycota; Pichiomycetes; Serinales; Debaryomycetaceae
Exons: 1
Coding region: 1-1185 (394 amino acids)
Source: RefSeq, a predicted model, not a curated record
AUGACUGAUAUUAAAGAAGAAGAGUCAGAGGUUGCGUUCCUUGAUAUCUAUAUCAGAUUCAACAAUGAUAUGGAAAAAGAUUAUUGUUUCCAGGUUAAAACCACCACUGUUUUCAAAGAUUUAUACAAGAUUUUCAAAACAUUGCCAUUGUCAUUGCGUCCAAGUGUAUUCUACCAUGCUGAACCUAUUGGGUUUAGAAAAUCCACUUCACCAGGGUACUUGACUGAAGAUGGGAACAUUGUGUUUGAUGACGAUUCUCAAGAUCAAUAUGCUCCUGUUAGUGAUAAUGAUUUGAUUAAUGAAAAAGUCUGGCCGGGCCAGUUGAUUCUUCCAGUUUGGCAAUUCAAUGAAUUUGGAUUCUAUUCAUUUAUCACCUUCUUGUUAGUUUGGUUGUAUACCGAUUUGCCCGAUUUCAUAAGUCCAACUCCAGGGCUUUGUCUUACCAACCAAAUGACCAAGUUAUUAUGCUGGGCAGCAGUGCAAUUUGGCAAACAAGAACUUGCUGAUAUCAUCAUUAAAGAUUUAUACGACCCAGUUAGUGUUGGUGCUCAAAUUGCCUUUUUUGUUUUCCAUGUGGUGAAAAUUUUUUUCAUCUUUGGUAUUUUUUACACUGGUAUUUUCAAUCCUAUCAAAGUUUUCAGAUGGAAGCCAAAGAGUGUCAAAUUGGAUGUCACUAGAGAGGAAUUGAUCAAAUUAGGAUGGACCGGUACAAGAAAGGCCACUAUUGAUGAAUACAAGGAAUACUAUCGUGAAUUCAAGAUCAACCAAUAUGGUGGUAUGAUUCAAGCUCAUCGUGCUGGUUUAUUUGAAACCCUCAAACAUUUGGGUGUUCAAUUAGAAAGCGGUGAAGGUUAUAACACCCCAAUGACUGAAGAGAAUAAAAUGAGAAAAAUGAGUGAAAUUGUUAAGGAAUCCAAGGAACCUGAUUUCAAAGUAAGAUUGAGUUAUGAAUACUUUGCUGAAUUGGGAUACGUAUUUGCCAUGAAUGCUGAAGAUAAAGAAGGUUCUGAAUUGACUGAAUUAAUUAAGCAAUACAGAAGAUACGGUUUAUUGGUCAGUGAUGCAAGAAUCAAAUCAGUAGUUAAAGGAAGAAAAGGUGAAAUUGAAGAAAAACCAGCUCCACAAGUUGAAGAACUAGUUGAAGAAGUAAAGACUGAAGGUGAGAAUACAGAAGUUAAUGAAUAA